AUGGCAGAGAGAAUUAAAUCUCUCACUCCAGAUCUGAAGUGUAAAACCCAAAGAGACCAAGUCCAAGCUCAUAGAAGCCAUGAAAGUAAAAUCCCAGAGCUACCGAACAUCUAUAAGCAGCUGGAAGUAAAAACAGAAACAAAUGCACGAAGCUCUUCAACAUUACAUACAGGGAAAUCUUAUUUCAGUUUUUCAUCACGACUCCAUGAAAGGCAAGCUAUUGUUGGUUCAAAAAUGAUACAGCGGAUAAAGAGAUUGAAGCCAAUUGAUCCGAAGCCUGCACAAAAUACUAUCAAUAUAUUAAAUAAGGGUAUAGCAAGUCCAGUAAAAGCCGGAGAAAUUGACCAACAAGAAGACAAAAAUAUAAAAAUUUAUGAAUUGAUUCAUUCUUUCGGAGGCUUUUCAAUAAAAAUAAAUACAGCUAUCGUUGAAUAUUUUAGCACAAGCAAAAGAACUCUGAUUCCACUCAAUGACUUACCAUAUGUGCUAUAUGAAAAAUCAGAAACAAAAAUCGCUGAAAAAAUAAAAAAAUACACUGAUGAAAACGAGGAAUGGCUAAAUAAUGCUUAUGGGUUAAGCUUAAUUUAUAUGUCAUUACCUUUAGAUUACCCGCACUCCAUUUAUAGAUAUAAAUUUGAAAGAAUCUUAAUUUUGCUCACUCCAACAGCAACAAGGAAUAAUAAACGCGAUGAAAUUUCUAUAAAGUUCUUUUCUAAAGGACUAUUGCUUAAAGAUUACAAAAACAUCACUUUAACUGAUCAAAUGAUGGAAAAACUAUUUUUAGAAAAAAUGUCAGAUAUGGAGAAUAAAGUAGUUGAAGCAAUGUGCUGAGAAGGUUUUGAAGCAUCCAAAGUGCUUCGCAAUAUUUGUGAGAUAAAUGAAAGUAUAAAUGAAUCUUUAUUAAAACCUGAAGAAGUAAUGCCAAGGGUGAAAGUAGUUUUCACAGCAGAAGAAAUUAAAGGGUGAGAUUUUCCGCAUCAAAAGCAGUCAAUUGCCUUUGGAAGUCUGUUUAACUUAUAUUUUCCUUUGAUUAAAAUAAGCCUUGCCGAUUUUAAUCAAGAAAUUUCAAUUCCUUUAGGAUUACUCAAAAGGAUUCUGCAGGAUAAUAUGGUCAACUGAGUCCCAAUACUGAUGAAUUACUUCUAUAGCCGCAAUUCUUUGUAUAAAGUUGGAAAUCAAUCGACUUGGAUAAGUUUUAUAAAAUACAGAGAAGAUGACACUAUUUUAAUAUUUAAAGGUCCUCAAUUAUUAUUAGAAAGUAACGGAGUAUACAUCAAACAUAAUUUUUCUAUUCGAGAAAUUCCAAUUUUACUUGAUAUUUCUGCCAACCAUAGAUCUAAAUUUCUUAAAUUCAUCAUUAGUCAAUCUACUAUAGAAAGAGGAUUGAAUAAUGAAUGAAAUAUAAAUAUAGAUAUUAGCAAUUAUAAGCCUACUGGAAAAUUGUCUGUACUAAAAAGCCUUGAUGAAGAACUCGAAGUAUUAAAUCUCAGAAUUAGGGUCCAAUUCAAACUACCUCAAGUAGAAUUGUAUAUGCUUAACACCAAAACAAAAGAUUCAAGAAUCGUAAAGAAUGAAAUUUGUCAAGGGUUUGCUAUCAAUAAUUUUCGGAAUUGGGACCAAGAAUUACUAUUUCUUUUCAAUCAAUAA
Molecule: messenger RNA, 1647 nt
Organism: Blepharisma stoltei
Lineage: Eukaryota; Ciliophora; Heterotrichea; Heterotrichida; Blepharismidae
Source: the annotation of a GenBank genome assembly